Manduca sexta (tobacco hornworm) is the source of this 7355-nucleotide messenger RNA. Its product is annotated as proteasome activator complex subunit 4-like. NCBI's taxonomy places the organism in Eukaryota, Metazoa, Arthropoda, Insecta, Lepidoptera, Sphingidae. The record is from RefSeq and is a predicted model, not a curated record. Gene Ontology annotation, cellular component: cytosol; nucleus. Gene Ontology annotation, biological process: proteasomal ubiquitin-independent protein catabolic process. Gene Ontology annotation, molecular function: proteasome binding; peptidase activator activity.
UACAAUAAAAUACGGAUGUCAAAGUUUCGUGAAAAGGAACGUGUCGUAAGCACGUACUUAUUGAAUUGGAUUUUUUGAGAAAUAUUUGAUGACUUGUGUAAAUUGAAUGUUGAAUUGAUUUGUAUUUAUAAUAAAGUAGGAGCGAAAAUUUUUAAUAGUGUUGUUGUUAGGUGCAUUUGCGGUGGUUGUGCUCAUGUUGCCACCGGUAAAUAAGGACAACAUAAGUGACUCGUAAUUUUUGAUACAAAAACGUCAUAAAAUUCUUCAAGAUGAUCCAGGACGAUGAAUAUGAGUUUUUAGUGUCGACUCCAGAGCGAAUAGAAGCUCUGGGGUUCAAACCACAAAAGGAAAUUUUGGCAAAUCACAUCUUGCCAUAUGCUGGUGAACUGGAUGAAGAAUCCACCCGGUUAGAGCAGGUGAAAACAAAUCUGGCAAAAGCGGUGAUGCUUCGUGAGAUGAAACCGGCCUGCGGGGUAUGGUCUUCCAGACUCAUGAAAUAUAUGCGGAUCUACGGAUUGAAGUUUGGCAAGGAGGAUCACAUUGCUCUAAUAAAACUAGCUUACGAACUAGUCAUCAUUCCAGAUCUCGAGCCAUGCAAGAUUCACAAGUUCGCCACAAUGUUUGUUAUGCUCACAAAGAAAAGACAAUUAAUUUCACCCGAAGAACUGACUCUCCCGUGGCGCCCUCUUUACGAUAUGGGGAAGAAAUUGUUCAGCACCAGUUCCUUACACAUCGGAAUGUAUCAUUACUUGAAGCCAAAACGUUCUGGCAAACAAGGAGGCGAUAUGCUCGAUAUGAUACGCAAAUUCCUGUCGGGCCACGGGCUAGACGACGCUUUACAAUUAUUCGGCCUCGCGGGGAAACACGAAAGCGAACUGCCAACUUCGCUGGAAGGAUCCUAUCUAUCGAUGGUGAAGUGCGCAAGACCAUAUUUCGAAGUUGAAGCGACGAAGGAGAUUCUAGCGGAGUUGCUGCCACAGAUCAAUCCGUGGUCGACGGACACGUUCCCGAUCAGCCAGCUGGUGAUGUUCCUGCCGGUGGCUUUGCAUCCGAAGCACGCGGCGCAGGGCCACCAGCUGUGGUUCGACGAACUGAUGACUCUAUGGGACACGUGCUACAACUCGCAGUGUGGUGUGUGGGAUUUCAUGGUUCUUUUCGCUGGUUUAGCGAAGAGAAACCCAGGUGCUAUCGACUGGAGUCCACACGUGGGCAAAAUGUUCACGCGUUUCCUGCACGCGUUGAAUCUACCAGUGGCAUACAAAGAUUUGCAAAUAUGUCAACUUCAUUCUUUAGACACAAAACACAUGGCAUCAUGGAUUGUUUGGAGUAUAUGCCCGGACGGCCAGGUGUUGAAGCAUUUGCGAAGCUUCCUCGGCGGUGUAGAGAGCUACCUGCACAGCGCUAACGCCGGCCGCUGGUCUUACAAAUUGCGUGAUCUGCUUAGAAAACUUGCAAGGGAGUUUUUGAACAGGGUUCGACGAGAGCGUGAAAAGAGGUUCAGAGAUAGCUGGGAGAAUCAGACACCAGAUGCAUACAAGCUGACAGAGAAAGACAUCUCGGAAUUCGUUAAUAUCGUCCUUGAGCCGACGCUGCAAGCUGUGUACAGUCGAAGUGGUUCCCUGGAUAUUUCGAUCGCUCUUCAGAACUUGGCCACAUUGCGACCAGCUGUAGUAGUGCCGCCCCUGGUAGAGAGACUAAAAACUUCAUUGACGUCUUUGACUGAGCCACACAGGGUAACCGCUGCCAUGUCUGCGGUAGCUGCAGUGGCGAGGCCGUUGCUUCGAGGCCCCGACGCCGAUUACCCUGAAGGUCCAACCCAUGUAGUCCCACUCUUAUUAGCCGUACUGCCUGGUCUAGAUCCGAACGACAUAAAAAAGACCUUAGUCUCGUUGCAUUUCAUACUAAUCUUCAGUUGGAUGGUGCCAUUCAUAGACUGUAGCUCGGCGCACGAGUACUGGCCUGAUUUGACAGAAGAAGAACUCCUAACCUGCGAGUCAACAGCACAGUUCGAAGACUUCGUGCUGGUGUUCUUCGACAGACUCUUCAACAUUAUUGAGUCCAGUGUGCUGGAACAUGUGCGUUUAGAUACGAAGGAAUCUGAUGGAAUUAGGAGCAAGACUGAUGCAGUCAUGGAGACUGCAUUGUCGUCCGCAGCUACUGCGGUAUUAAUGCAGAGCUCUCCUAAAAUAUUUAAAGAAGCCUUGAGGAAGUUUAAGGCGUUUGCCACACAGACGACGUUUGAGACGAACGUGUCUGGGAGCAUGGUUGGUGUGUUGCUACGCGUAUUCGCACGUGUGAACCCAGAAGCCACGCUGGCGGCUUUCCUGCCGACCCUGUGCGAAGAAUUGAAAGAGCUUCUGGCGAGUGAUGAGGCCUUACACGAAGAGAAUCCUCCACGCGACCUCAUGUACCGCUUAGUCCUUCUAAUGCAUGUCGUGGAAUGUGAUGGUGUUGUCCUCUUAAAAUACGUUCCUAAUGUAAUAGAGAUAUUGGACAGGGCUUUGAAAUUACAUGCUAAUUACGCCUUGAAUCGCGCUUGCGAGAUUUUAAGCCAUAUGCUGACGUCAUUAAGCUCUAUCGACCUUAAGGAGUGGAGGAGCUCGCCUAAAGAUUACUCUGCAGCACCAGAGAAAUGGUUACCUAUUCGAGAGUGGGGCUAUGGUUGUUUGCUAAAAGAAGUGGACUUCAAGUGGCAUGUGCCCUCCAAGGCAGAGGCAGACUGUGCUCAGAUGUUGCUCGAUAGGUAUCUAAAGCCGGAGUUGCUUAGGAUUCGCCAGUGGUUGUCUGGUGAAAGGAAUAUGUAGGAGAGGAGGCUCAGAUGCUUUUAUAUAAUUAGUGCAGCGUUGUCUUGCGGGACGUUUUUGCCACAACCUGAAGAGGAUAGUGUUAUGCUUAUACAAUCCCAAGUGCCAGCAACAUCUCUGCCAUAUACCAAUGGGGUAAAGUUCAAAGUGACGUUGGAUGGCAUGAACUUGCGCAAGUCCCUUAUAGACCUCUUGGUGGAAGUGCAGGCGCGAAUGCUCGCUGACAAAAGUGACGAUACUAGAGGACUCGAAAUGCUUAUACAGGUGUGGGACCGUGUAGUGAUGCCGAAGGGGUCCCGUGGUGGGCCGGGGCUGGAGGCGCGCCUGCGCUCAUACGGCGCUCUGGAGCGUGCGCUGGAAGGACGCGGCGGGCCCGGCGCGGGCGCAGGCGGCGGCGGGGGCGCGGCCACGGACGGCGCGGGCUCUGCGCGCCUGCGCAUGCUGUCGGCGGACGCGGCGCGCCUGCAGGACGACGCGCGGCUGGACCUGGUGUGCGAGGCGGGCAUCACGCCCUCCGCGCUUAAAGCGUUGAACGCGCUCGCCGAACUCGCCGUCAACACUUACAGCUCGGUGCGCAUCCUUUCCCAAAUCCGCCUAUACUGGAUGCUGAGCCACUACCCGUACUCGUACCGCGCGCUGGUGCCGACGCUGUCGUCGCUGCUGCUGGCGGGCGGCGAGGGCGAGGAGUGGCACGCGCGGCACAAGGGCGCGCUGUUCAUCAUCCUGGGCCCGAGGACCGGCCCGCUCGUCGCCAAGCAGGACUGGGACGUGGUGCGCACGCUGUGGCCCGCUAUACUCAAGGCGCCGCUUAGUGAAAAGCCUAGCAUUGUGAAACUAGAGCAAGCCUUCAACGAAACACUGCACCGUCACUUCCCAACGAUCAACACUCGGCUGGUAAUGACGAACUCAGUGGUAGAUGCAGCGCGUCGUUUGAUCAGCGAGGAUCAACUGAACGAGCCACAGUUCGCAGAGCAGUUCAAACACGCCGUCGAGAACGAAGUGCGUUCGUCGGAUAACACUGAGAGACUGUAUAAGGAGUUGGUUGAGGAGCUUGUCGAUAUUAUGGAGACGCCUAAUGCUCAGUGGCGGCGCGUGGAGGCGGCGAUGCAGAUGCUGACGUUCUGUCCGUCGCUGCAAACGCCGUUUAGCGCGCGCGCGGCGGGCGCGGUGUCGCGCGCGCUGCUGCACGAGGCGGCCGCCGUGCGCCGCGCCGCGCUGCGCCUCACGCAGUACGCGCUCAAGCAGCGCAAGCGCCCGCUCGUCAAGACCACCGUCGACCCCUACCAGGUCGCCGGGGUGCCGAAACCGGAUAAGAGGAUACCAGGCUACAGGAAGGAUCUCGAAUGGGCAAUAUGGUCAGAAGACAGAGAACCAAAGACUGACGAAGAAUGGGAUCAACCAUGGCUGAGAAGUAAUAUGUACGGAUUCUACUGUUGGCCCGAAAAACUUGUUGUCGCAGCUCCUAUCAGCGAACAAGCGUGCGCAAAGUUCGUACCGCCAGAGGAGAUGGAGGAGGGCGAGCGUAAUCUCUUUGAGUUCUUCAACGACGAUGCCAACAUCGAUAAGUUCGUCGCGUUCCUCACCGUUGAGGAGAAGAAGGGCAAGGACAAGUUCAGUGGCGUGCGCUUCUCUGUGUUUAGGAUGAUAUUCGCCCAAUUCGGUCCAUCCGUGGCGCGCAAGUUCAUCUCGCACGCGCUGCGCUGCGCGGCGGACACGCAGGAGCCGCAGCAGCGGUUCGCUGCGGAGGUGGCUGCCGCCGUGCUGCGGACUCCAAGGUACUGGCGGAGGCAGGACGCCAUGUACAUGUAUGACGCGGCUAUGGAGAUUAUUACCACCGGUCUAGCGUCAGUAACACCAGAGACGAUGGAAGACUGGGGCACGUGCCUAGCGACGGGCGUGGAGAAGAUGGACCCGUGCCGCGGCGCCGGCGUGCUGCGGCGGCUCAUGGAGCUGUGCGUGCCGCCGCCCGUGCAGGGCGACGCAGACGACCAGCACACGUCGUUCGUCGUGUGCGCCAAGCUACACGUGCUGCAGGGCACAUUAGGAACGUUGAAAUGGCGCGUCGCUCCGUUGGCGUCAAAAUUGCUGGAGCGUUUGGAUGCAGCAAAUUUCUUGCAACAUCCUUAUCAGAAUGUUCGCGAGACUGUUGGCAGUUUCCUGAUGACGAUAUUUGACACGGAGCUGGUGUUCCCGGGAGGUGAUAGGAGCAAAGCCCCGUGCCUCGCCGAGUUUAUCGAGAGUUUGCAGCCGCGUUUUGCGCCGCUAUAUGACGAGAAUGGAGACAUAGUGAUAAAGACAGCAGUGUCGGGAUCUUCGCCGGCAGCAGCAGUGGAGGCGGGCGGCGUGCGGACGGCGGAGGGGGCGCUAUGCCUCACUUCCUGCGCCGCGCCAGCGCCCGCGCCGCUACAGCCCUGCGCCGCGCACCCUGCGCACGCGCCACACGCGCCGCACGUCUCGCACUCGCCACCCGCCGACGACACCGCGCAGGCCACGGAUGGAGGUGACACUCUUGAGCCAGCCGGCGGGACGCGCGGUGACCGCGUCGACAAACAGUUGGUAGAACGGCUGGACUCCGCGUUGCGUUUGGCUGGUGACGUCUCGCCAGCACCGCAAGACCACGCUCGCGCUCUUAAUCUGCUCACUACUGUGCUGCGCGGGUGCACGGGCGCGGUGGUGCGCGGGUCGGGCGGCGCGGGCGGCGCGGCGUCGUGCGCGGCGCUGGCGCUGGUGCGGGCGGCGUGCGCGGCGGCGCGCGGCGCGCACCACCCGCAGGAGGAGCUGCCGCGCGCCGCCGCCACGCUGCUGGCCACGCUCGCGCUCGCACACCACACCGCCGCCGCCUUCGACACGGCGCUGCAUCUGCUCGACCAACUCGCGCAGAAGCGAUCGUGGUGGGCACGUCUCACAUGCUUGGACUUCGCGCAGCCGCUGUUGUUCUACGGGCUGCCGUGGUUGUGUGAACAGCCAGAGAGAGCCGUGCGAUGCGAAAACUUCACAUUAAACUUGAUGCGCGAUCCCAGGGUUGAGGUUCGUCAAUCAGCAGCAAAGCUGCUAACGGGUCUGAUGCACUGCCGCGCGCUGCCCGACGAGGAGCGCACGCUGCGAGUGCUGCGGCGUAGCUGUCGCAGCGCCGAGCUGGUGGAGCGGCACCGCGGCGUGCUGGGGCUGUGCGCCUACCUCGCCAGCCGCCCCUACAGCAUCGGCGCGCGCCUCGGCGACGUGCUGGCCGAGCUGGCGCGCCACACGAGUGCGCCCGACCCCAUCCCCACCACCAUCCGCCUCGCGCUCGCCGACUUCCGCCGCACGCACCAGGACGACUGGCCCAAGCACCGCGACCAGCUCACCGAGGAGGAGCUCGACCUGCUGGCCGACCUCGCUUCGCCGCCCUCCUACUGCGCUUGAACGAUGAACAUCCUCCGGGCCGACCGCGACACGACAGCGCCGCAUGCGAUUGUAUGCGACGGUGUUGGUUACCGAUUGAAUUAUUGUUUACCGUUAUGGUUAUCUUUCUGUUUAGAGCGAUUACGUCUCGGAGCGGGCGGACAUUAGUGAAACUUAGCUCAAUAGUUCGUAAGUGCUAGGCGAUGGGUGUUUCGUAUUCACGCGUUACCUGACUACACCAAAUAUUACGGUGUAUUUUUUAAACGUUAAUGCGUCUAUUGUUGUGCUUUAUGUGAAUAUUUGUCGGGUUAAGUUGUAUAAUUUUGGUUGUGAAUAUGUUGGGUUUGCUCUCGGUGAUAUCAUUUUUGGUAAUGGAAUUACUUGGCAUUCAUUUUGUGUAUGGGUUCAGUUAAUACUUCAGUAUGAUAACCGAUAAUGUUGAUACUAUAUCUCAACAUACCUAACCAGUUAACAUAUAUUCCGAAUAAGCAUCAGUGACAGGACAGUCUGCCGUCACCAUAUCAUUACUAACAAUAUAAUAAUCGUUAUAAAUUAGGGGAAACCAUAGGUUAACAUGUUCUGACUAUGUAAUACACUUAUAAUCCUACACUAGUUCCUCAAUCAAGAACUAGUUAUUAAUAUCCUGUAGCAUAAAAUAUAAGGCCAUUUUAACCUCUUAAAUAUAAUUACGGUAUCCUCGGCCGUCUAUUUUUAUAUGUUUUUAUUUUCAUCUAAAAUCAUGCGUCAGAGGCAUUAAUAAAUGUAGUUUUUAAACUAAAUUGACAUCAUUUUUGUAAAAUUCGAUUUAUAUAUAAUUUUUAGAUUCCAUGACUAUUUUGUUUGCGUUAUAUACAAUUUAUAUUUGGUUUAAUAUUUAUGGGUGCGGGUCGCAAUUUAUGUGGCCAGGUUAUUGAUAUAUCCGAAACGAUCUGUCUUAUUAUAAUACGUAUAUAAUAGGUAAUUCCAUAAGGAUUUAUAAUAACCAUAAAUUUAAAGUCUAGGUCAACUGGUCAUUAAUUUAUGCCAUACUUUUAAAAGUAAUACCUUUUAUAUGCAUAGAAUAACGGUGUAUUUUUUCUUUAUGAUGCCAGUAUUGAUGGGUGUGUGUAAAUAAUUGUAUAAAUAUAUUGCUAUUGUUUUUUAAUCAUUUGAUUAAAAAGCAUUAAUAAA